AUGGCCAAAUCGCAAGAGGGAUUUGUCUGGUCUUCCAAGGACGGGUUCCGAUACGCAGCCGUGGUUGCUUCAACGCCCAAGUCCGAGCUCUCCGCCUCGUAUGACGUUAUCGUCAUCGGCGCCGGAUUCGCCGGGCUAACAGUCGCUCGCGACCUUGGAUUCAAGGGGAAGAAGGUGCUUCUUAUCGAAGCUCGCGAUCGGAUCGGCGGUCGCUGCUGGACAGUCGACACCGGGGAGACCGCCAAGCUUGAGAUGGGGGGAACAUGGGUGCAUUGGAUACAGCCACAUGUCUUUAGCGAGCUACAGAGAUGCGAUUUGGAUGAGUUUGUGGAAACAGUGGCGUUCCCCGAGAAUUGCGAGUCGGUCAAAAAGGCGUCCCGGCAGGAUCCCGCCGUCGUCCAUGAUCCAGCCGAGGGCCAGGCGAUGAUGGAGCAGCUGGAAGGCCUAAUGGCCAAGUUCUUCGACAUUGAUGGCCAAGGAGGACGGAGCGUUAUUCCAUUCCCCUUCAACAUGGCCUCCAGCACCAACCACAAUCCUGAAUAUCUCGAACUGGAUAAGCUGAGUAUUGCCGACCGCGUCGCACAAAUGCCGGACUGCGAUGAAGAGCAAAGAGCCGUACUCGGUGCGCAGGCCGCUUCCUUUUACGGCAUUGCGCCCGAGAAGGGGGCAUUCACUGAAGUGCUUCACACACAGGCCCUCUGCAACUUUGAUCCAGCCAUGACUGAAAUCGCAACGAUGAAGUACAAGAUUGCCGAGGGGACCACUGCUUUUGCGCUCGCGAUCUUGAAUGAUUUCAAAGGCGACCGCAUCUUCAGCUCUCCCGUCCAAUCUAUCUCCCAACCAUCCGAUCAUGCCCCCGUCGCCGUAACACUCAAGAACGGAGAGCAGUUCACCUCCAAUUCUGUGGUCUCCACAAUCCCAGUCAACGUGCUUUCAUCCAUAACCUUCAACCCUCCACUUUCACCACUCAAGAAAGAAGCAUUUUCUGACGCCGUGACCCCCGCGCGCAUAGACAAGCUUCUUGUCUGCACACCAACCAAGUUCGCGAACGGCUUUACUGUUUCCUGCGAGGGCGGUGACAUGCCGUUCGCAAGCGGAUUCCUUGACGGAACGCACGGCAGCCAUAACCUACUCACUCUCCUGACCCAUCCCGAUAACAAGUUCGACUCUGCCGAGGAUAACAUCCGUCUGGUAGAAACCCUUCACCCAUCGGGCGUUGAGGUCCAUUCGGUGUAUGGCCACAUCUGGUCGGAUGACCCGUACGCCGGCGGAGUCAUGCCGGUGCGGAAACCGGGAUUCCUGGGCAAGUACCACGAUGAGAUCCGGAAACCACAUGGAAAUGUGCAUUUCUGUGGGUCGGACUUUGCGGAUGGAUGGCGGGGUUUUAUCUCGGGCGCUUUUGAGGAUGCAUAUCGCGUUACCCGAGAGGUCGAGACCAGUCUAUCUAUCAAAUAG
Molecule: messenger RNA, 1455 nt
Organism: Aspergillus fumigatus Af293
Lineage: Eukaryota; Fungi; Ascomycota; Eurotiomycetes; Eurotiales; Aspergillaceae
Source: RefSeq, a predicted model, not a curated record